This is a messenger RNA of Eimeria necatrix, 255 nucleotides long. RefSeq lists its product as hypothetical. The record is from RefSeq and is a predicted model, not a curated record. NCBI's taxonomy places the organism in Eukaryota, Apicomplexa, Conoidasida, Eucoccidiorida, Eimeriidae. Bases 1 to 255 code for a protein of 84 amino acids. The transcript has a single exon.
AUGGUUGGGGGCCCCUCGUCGGGUAAACAGCCAAAGGGGGGCCCUGAUAAGGCCCCACAGGAGCCUCAGAGGGCUUCUGCUUCUCCAGCUGAUGCAGUUAAGGAAGACUAUAGAAGUGAAGGCGCUGUGGCACUACACGAGGUGCGGUCCCUGCCAGGAGGCCGUGAGGUGUACGUACAGGUCGGGGGCAUCUUCCUCCUCGCUGACGCUUCCACCGCCGAAAGACGCCUUCGGCAGCAGCAGCAGCAGCAGUGA